GAUCGAGUCCAAGUUUUAGGCUCUUAUAAUAAGUAGUAUUAAGAAGUAUAAAUAGCAAGAUUGGAAGGAAGGCCGGCCUGCCUUACACUUCUUGCAUCGUCAUCAAAUUCUUGGUUUCGUCGAUCUCAUUUAUUGGAAAUGUUUUGUUGGACAGAGGGCAUGAAGAGGAGAAGCAGAGAAGGUGGAGAGAGAAUGAUGUUCCAAUGCAAGACUUGUAAUCGCAAAUUCUCAUCUUUUCAAGCACUGGGAGGACACCGAGCGAGUCACAACAAGAAGAGACCAGGAUUAAUGGGACUUGAACCGCCUAACAAAAAAGUAGUAGUGGUAGUUGAAAGCAUGAAUAAGAUGCAUGGCUGCUCUGUUUGUGGCCGUAAGUUUGGUAAUGGACAGGCUUUGGGUGGCCAUAUGAGGAAGCAUAAUAGAUCCACUCCUACUCUUACUCAUCAUCACCAAAGCAGCUUUAUUCCAAUUCCUACUAGUUUCUCAUUGGACUUGAACUUGACACCAUUGGAGAAUGAUUUGGGCCUUCUUUUUCAGCUUUUAGAAGCUGGUUCUUUAUGAUUUUUUUUAUAUAUAUUUUUUUUGAACUUUACUUGUAUUAACAUUUUUCAUUAAUUUAUUGAAUAAUAGAUCCAUGUAUGUAUGUAUAAUUGUUUCCUACCUAACUGAUUAUUAGA
Tripterygium wilfordii is the source of this 677-nucleotide messenger RNA. RefSeq names its product zinc finger protein ZAT11-like. The record is from RefSeq and is a predicted model, not a curated record. NCBI's taxonomy places the organism in Eukaryota, Viridiplantae, Streptophyta, Magnoliopsida, Celastrales, Celastraceae. The transcript has a single exon. The coding region runs from base 139 to 561 and encodes 140 amino acids.